GUAAAUGGUGAUCCCUCCCAGAGCUCCCUCUGCGCACUCCGGAGCGGUCUCCUCUGAGGGUCACACCGGAUUGCAUCCCCUUUUCCAGAACCCUCCCUUAUCCGUGUGGAGAAAAUCUCCCACCCACCUCCGCUUCCACCGCCAUCAUUACCACACACUCACUCACACACACUCACACACACUCUCACACACACACACCCCUCCAGCCUGAAAAUCAUCGCCGUUGGGGUUUUUGUCGGCUCGCAAUCUCCCGCGAAGUCGAGUGUUUUUAAGCGGCGCCGGUGAUGGAAAGCAGAGAGGAGGCGGCUCGGUUGGCGGAGGGAGGUCAGCUCGGCAAGAGCGGCUCUAAUCCGCCGGAAGGCAUCGUGAGCCCGGGGCGAGAAGCUCCGGGGAAGCCGGGCUCCAGGAGCUGCCUCAGCCCCGGCGCUGCGCCCUACUCCCGGGAGAGGAGCGAGCUGCUGCAUGCGGAGGACAGGACGCGAAGGAAUAUGUGCGCCGACGCGAGACCGCUCACCACGUCUUCCUCCAUCAAGAGGCACCGGGCUGAAAGGAGCCACAAAGACGAAAGCAGCUCAGACACCGAGUCAGACUUCUAUGAAGAAAUUGAGGUCAGCUGCACGCCUGAAAGCAUGGACUACCCGACAGCGAAAGGUCGGAACGGAGAUUCUCCAGGUCACCCGAGUGAGAUGGGUGUAGAUCCGGCUAAGUCGGUCCCGGGUCAGGGCUCGCUGUCCUACGCCGCAGACCAGAUCCGCCGGUACCGGACAGCGUUCACCCGGGAGCAGAUCGGACGACUGGAGAAGGAAUUUUACCGGGAGAACUAUGUAUCCAGGCCGCGCAGAUGCGAGCUGGCGGCUGCUUUGAAUCUACCUGAAACCACCAUCAAAGUGUGGUUCCAGAACCGGAGGAUGAAGGACAAGCGCCAGCGUCUGGCCAUGACGUGGCCUCACCCCGCCGACCCGGCCUUCUACACCUACAUGAUGAGCCACGCCGCGGCCACGGGGAACCUGCCCUACCCCUUCCCGUCGCACCUGCCGCUGCCCUACUACUCCCCCCUGGGGGUCGGGGUCGGGGCCGGCGCGGCCCCCGCAGCCGCCCCGUUCUCCAACCCGCUGCGCUCCCUCGACAGUUUCCGGGUGCUGUCCCAUCCCUACCAGAGGCCGGAGCUACUGUGCGCCUUCAGACACCCGUCCAUGUACCCGGGGCCGCCCCACGGCCUGGGCCCCGGGGGCAGCCCCUGCUCCUGCCUGGCCUGCCACUCCAGCCAGGCCAACGGCAUCGCAGCCAGGCCCUCCGGGUCGGACUUCGCUUGCUCCCCAACCAGCAGGACGGACACUUUUGUCACUUUCACGCCUUCAGUACUCAGCAAAUCAUCACCUGUCACGUUAGACCAGAGGGAAGAAGUGCCUCUGACCAGAUAAAAACCAAACCCAACCAACUCUUGUUUCACAUAAGCCUCUACAAUAAGCUUUUAAACUAGAUAUAUAUGAUCCAGAAGAUGAAGGAGUGAAGACUUGAGCAGGUUUUAGACCAAUCUUGAGAUGUAAAAAAACGCACAACAGAUCUGCUAUUGCUGUAAUAUAAUAGUUCCAUCGCAGAGCCUGGACUGUAAGCUGAAAUAUGAUCGCAUUGCUACAAAAUUAAAUAUGAUUUUUUUAAAGAACAACUAUGAGUGAGAGAGGGGUGCAGUGUGUGCAGACCAACGUUUAAAUCUACGUGAUGGACUGCAUUAAGAUGUUUUUUUCUUUCCCUUUCCUCUUUUGUCGCCCCUUCAUGCGCCCAAAACGACCUCCACAUAUUGUUAGUUACGGGAGAGUGAUGUUUUCCAUCUCUCUUCUUAACAAGGGGAUUUGUUAACAGACUGCUGCCGUCUCAUUAGAAGCAGCUCUCCGCGCCGUGGCCCCAGCGGCGGCCCCGGGCCCAAAUGUGCGCAUGCAAGUAAAAUUAGCAAGCCAUGUAUAAGCACGAGCCGGCGAAUUUUGAGUGUUGAAUUAAUGAUAAUACCAGGAGGGGAUUGCUGCCAAAAGGUAACAAGGCGCCGAGGGAGCGGAUUACUCCAUCCCGCACGGUUUGAAAAGAGCGACUCGGGGCCCCACAGGAGGACGAGGAGAGGACAAUCAAAAUAUAGAAAUUAAGUCUGACAAUUUUUAAGGCUAUCAAAUACACACCGUCAGUUUUUCCUCCCAUGCAGAUAUAAAAGACAGUCCAAUCUAAUUAAGAUGUGAUUACAUUAAAAAUCUUUUUUUUUUUUUGGUUUGCACAGCUGCCGUUGCAUCAGCUUUGCAUUUCACUAAAAUAUGGACUAAAAAGGGAUUAUUUUGUUUGUUUGUUGGUUUUUUUCUUAAUCUAUUUUUAUCUGUCUCUUUUUAUUUGUUUAGGCUAUUUUAUUUUUAUGAUUGUUCCAUUGUGUUUUUG
Molecule: messenger RNA, 2415 nt
Organism: Cololabis saira (Pacific saury)
Lineage: Eukaryota; Metazoa; Chordata; Actinopteri; Beloniformes; Belonidae
Gene: evx1
Product: even-skipped homeobox 1
Exons: 3
Coding region: 285-1421 (378 amino acids)
Biological process (GO): regulation of transcription by RNA polymerase II
Cellular component (GO): nucleus
Molecular function (GO): DNA-binding transcription factor activity, RNA polymerase II-specific; RNA polymerase II cis-regulatory region sequence-specific DNA binding
Source: RefSeq, a predicted model, not a curated record